Molecule: messenger RNA, 1821 nt
Organism: Pisolithus orientalis
Lineage: Eukaryota; Fungi; Basidiomycota; Agaricomycetes; Boletales; Pisolithaceae
Exons: 10
Coding region: 1-1821 (606 amino acids)
Biological process (GO): metal ion transport; transmembrane transport
Cellular component (GO): membrane
Molecular function (GO): magnesium ion transmembrane transporter activity; cobalt ion transmembrane transporter activity; cobalt ion binding
Source: RefSeq, a predicted model, not a curated record
AUGCCCCGCGAAAACAGCUUCUCAGAUGCAGACGGUCGUUCUCUCACACCAGACCUCGACAAAGAGGCUGAAAACGACGAUCGAAAUCGAAAUCUGACUACAGCACCCUCACAACGAAUUCGCUCUGGUACCGCAACCACCACUACUUUCUUAACACCCAAAGACCGCUUCCGAGCCUGCGUCAAGAAAGUCAUCCACCUCCACCGCACGUCCACCUUCUUUGCUCGCUAUGGCAGCGCAGGCGCAGAACCGGGCGUCGAUCCACGUCGUGACUCCGCCUACCUACACUACGGACACAUCAGAGAGAACUGUAUCAUUACCCUCGUCGAUUAUUCGGCCAUACGGUCCUCCGUCGGUAGAAUGUCCAAUAGGGAGUUUGUGUCGCUGCUCACUGAUACACGGGCCGGUGAGAGGGAGGGCUGGGUCAAGGUACGGUGGAUUAACAUUUGUGGGGUCAGCUGGGACGUGAUAAGUGCGCUGGCGUUGCAUUACGACUUGCACCCCCUCGCCAUUGAAGACGUCCUCCACCGACGCGGUCGCGCCCGCUCAAAAGCAGACUACUACGCUAAACACCUCUUUAUCCAGGUCUUGAGCCAUACCCUGUAUGACCCCGACGCACCAGAGGGAUACGAGGCACUCGGAGACCUCACGGUCGAUUCAUCAGACGCAGAAGAUUCGACGCCGAACCCAGGUCUACUAGGCGAACAGAUUCGUAGAGAAUACUCCCCCGAACCGGUUUUCUUAACCGAAAAGGAUGACAGCACCCCAACGACUAGGUCACGUGCUGGUACCACAGGCACCUUCAGGAGAAAAAGCAGCACCAAGAGACGGCUGGCGCCGGGUGACGUGGAAGACAAGCCUGGUCACCCAAACCCAGUUUUGUCUGGGUCGGUCAUCACACGUAAGGAAUCUGUCGCCCGGAAGAGACGCGAAAAGGCACAACUGACACUCGAGGAACUUAAAAAAGAGGGCAGAGUACAUGUAAAAGUACAGCCCAUCUCCAUCUUUCUCCUCAGAAAUGGCACCGUCAUCUCCAUUCUCCCGCGAGACUGCGUCAGUUUUGCAGAGCCCAUCAUGGCACGACUGCGCCAGCCGGACACAGGUCUCCGGAUGUCUGCAGAUGCAUCCCUCCUAGUACAGAGUCUCCUUGACCUUGUGGUGGACUCUGCAUUCGAGGUCGUCGACGCUUUCCAUGAAAAGGUUCUCGAGCUCGAACACGACGUCUUGCUGAAGCCCAAUAUCAAGACCGUCUCGCGACUGCACAUCCUUUCGGGCGAUCUCACUUUGCACAGGCGGACGAUGGAGCCACUCAAAACACUUAUAUACGGUCUGAGACGGUACGACGAAGAUCGAUGUGCUGCGCUCAUCGAACCUGAGGAUCACCAGACAAAAAUCCAGGGAUUCAUGAGCCACAAGGCGAAAAUAUAUCUCGCGGACGUACACGAUCAUAUCGAGUAUAUCCUGUCCAAUAUGGAUACUUUUGCCGGUAUAGCUGAGAAUUUGAUCAACUAUACAUUUAAUCUAAAAUCGUACGAGAUGAACGAGACGAUGCGUCGUCUGACAAUGGCCACAAUCAUCUUUCUCCCCUUGACCCUUCUCACCGGAUACUUUGGCAUGAACUUCGAAGCCAUGUGGUCUGUUAAGUUCCAUAGCGACUUGUUUUUCUGGGAAAUUGCGAUACCUGUCAUGAUCGUCCUCAUCCCGUCGUUUUUGUGGCCGGAUAUUAGGCGGAUGUUGCAUUAUGUGCAGAAGAGAUAUGUAGAAAGAAGGCAGCGCACGGUGGGUUUUUGUUUUCUUUUGUCAUUCUGGAGGUUGUGUUGA